AUGGCCUUCAAUCCCACCGCCGACCAGAUUGAGUGGCAUAUGCAUCAAUUGAGGCAGUGGAUGGUGCCCACGUCGGUGCCGGCUUCCUCCAAGCCUCCUACGACGACGCAACCGCGAACAUUUCCCCAGGAAUUCUAUUUGCAGAACGUCCCUUCGAAUGACAUGUACGACUAUGACGCCCUCGGUGCCAGUACCCCGGGCUCUGCGCCGCCGACAGCCCUUCCUCGUGCUCAUACCUUUGCCAGCUUGUCCGAAUAUGAUUUCUCUCCCAUGGACUACUUCACUCCGGGCCAGGGCCCGGCGACGCCAGGGAGUUGGGCAGGAGAAGAGCGGGGCAAUUUCGACGAUGGACUCUCCAUCUACUCGGAGGCGCCGUCGAGCUAUCUGUCCUCUGAUCUCUCAGAACAGAACCGGCUUGAAUCCCUCAUCUCGUCGAGCCGCACUACUCCUCCUCUCCUUGCACAAUCGUCUGCCCUAGAUACUACCUCGGAAGUCGACUCGCUCAUGAAGACCUUGCAACCUCCCCAGCCCCAUCUACCGGCGAGCAGUUCCAGUGGCAAGCCCAAGAAGCACCUGUGCCCCUACCCAGACUGUUUCAAGUCCUUCUCUCAGCCAACACACCUCAAGAUCCACCUUCGUUCCCAUACUGGAGAGAAACCUUACACUUGCUCGGUUCCAACGUGCAGGCAGACGUUUUCGCAAUUGGGCAACCUUCGAACUCACGAACGACGACACGUUGGCCAACGACCGAACCGAAAGAGAUCCUCGUCCGAUCCCGGUGCCCGGGCUCGGAAAUACGAAUGUAAACUUGACGGUUGCAGGGGCGUGGACAGCAACCAUGGAGGCAAAGUCUUCACUCAACUGGGAAAUCUCAAAGCACACAUGAAUAAGUUCCACAAAGAGACUUUGGCAAAACUCUCCGAAGAGUUUGCACACAAUGAGGCAGACCCUGCAAAGGCUGAGCUUCGUGCCUAUUUCCAGGAUCUCUACAAGCAUAGCAACAAGGGCAUAAAAGGAAGGGGCAAAGGCCGGAAAGUCGAGGUCAUCGUUACGCCUGAUGAACCUUGA
Messenger RNA from Cladophialophora psammophila CBS 110553, 1068 nucleotides. RefSeq lists its product as uncharacterized. Gene Ontology annotation, cellular component: transcription regulator complex; PcG protein complex. The record is from RefSeq and is a predicted model, not a curated record. Gene Ontology annotation, molecular function: RNA polymerase II cis-regulatory region sequence-specific DNA binding; DNA-binding transcription factor activity, RNA polymerase II-specific. The transcript has a single exon. The coding region runs from base 1 to 1068 and encodes 355 amino acids. Lineage: Eukaryota; Fungi; Ascomycota; Eurotiomycetes; Chaetothyriales; Herpotrichiellaceae. Gene Ontology annotation, biological process: regulation of transcription by RNA polymerase II.